Cladocopium goreaui is the source of this 1749-nucleotide messenger RNA. NCBI's taxonomy places the organism in Eukaryota, Dinophyceae, Suessiales, Symbiodiniaceae. The record is from the annotation of a GenBank genome assembly.
GCAAUUUCACUCAGGCUUUCUUCGCUUCCGCUUCUGCGCCCAUUGCCCAGCCAUUUGUCCCUGACAUGUCUGGCUAUGGAGACCAGGGACACGAGGUGGUGCCUUAUGCGGCUGGGGCUGUCCAUCACUAUGAGCAUCAGCAUCCACGUUGUGCGCAUCAGGAGUUGGCCUUGAGCUUCUCGACCAUGCGGUCCUUUGGGAAACGCACCUGCAGCUUCUACGAAGCCCUGCAGGUGAUUGCGCAAUACUUGCCCAAGGAUGGGACUGCAGCUCGUGAGGCUAUGAAGCUGGUGACAGGCCAGCGCAUUUGGAUGUUCGAUGUGGGCUGCGCCGUGGGCCAAGUGGUAGGAACCUGCUACCAGUUGGAAAGCAACACCUUGAAGGAGCUCCAGAAGCUUUGGAAUAGCGGCCAGGCAGGUGGCACGAUCAAGUUCCAGAAGAAGAACUUCAAGGUGACCAUGCUGAAUUUGCAGCGGUUGGAACAAUGUCGGAAUGAUGCUCAGAAGAAGAUUGCCGAAUGUCGAGCGCUGGCCGAUCAAAUGGUAGAUUGGCAAGGGAAAGAACAGAAAAUGCAGCAUGCUGUGAUGCAAGUCAUCGCACAGUUCGGUGGAUCUGCUCAAUGCGAGGCCUUCCUGAAAGAUCUAGAGGCCAACCAAAAGGCGCUGAACAACGCCAGGGAGCAGGAGAAGGCUGCAGCCCAGAAGUUAGCAAAGCUUUCAGGCCAGAGGGAAGAGCUCCAGUGCAAAAGCCUGGUGUUUGAGAGCAUCGCUGCCAAUGAGAAAGGCUCCUUAGCCGAGUUGACACGUCGAGCAGAUGACUUGGACAGAGAGGCUGCUGACAAGGCCAAGGAGGCAGCUGAGACCUUGAACAUUGCGUACAAGAAGCGCUCUGGUUGGCUGGGUAGUUGGUACACCGACUGGGUGGACAACCGCGGUGAUUGCGCCAAGUGGCGUGCUGAGCGUUUCAAGCAGAUCUCCAAGGAAGCCAAAGAGAGCGAAAGCGACCAGCAACGUCGAGCUGCCAAGGCUGCCGAGGAUGCUGCAGCCAUCAAGGGCCAGUUGACCACGGUGGGAAAGGACUUGGAGGAGGCACACAAGAGCUUCGCGAUUGCAGCAGAAGCCUCCCAAGCAGCCAGCCGAGAGCUGAUGGAGACGAAGGAGAAGUGCAAGGCUUUGAGGGCCGAAUAUGGCGGCAUUGAUCUCCAUCAGAUUGCCAUCCUGAGGGAUCACAUGCAGGCCUUCCCGCAGUUGCUGGGGGCACAGGGCAUGGAGGAUCACUGCAUGUUCGCGUGCAUGGAGGGUGCCAUGAAACAGCACGAGCUGCUCUGUGAGCGUUUCAAAGAAUUCUUGGACGAGGAUGAUGAGGAGGAAUGCAAGCGGCUUUUGAGCAGUUUGCAGAAUGAAAUCCUCCAGGCGAUUGAAGAUUCCAAGUUCUUCUCGCAGGAAAUGCAGCCUUUGCAGGACGAACUCCGGCAACGGAUGGAAAGUCUCAAGCCACCGCCUUCUUCACAUGGGAGUGAGGAUUGGGAUGUCAUCAGCGAAGUGGCCACUCCAUGUCGAAAACGACCAGAGGUCUUGAAGUUGGGCGAACUUGAUGAUGAUGAACUGUUCUGAGAGCCAUCCAUUUAUCUUCAGCGUUCUUUGGUUUUGAGCCCCUUUACUUAGCCCAUCGAACUCCGAGCUAGUAUCAUAUUCUUCUAUGUUUUUUUGCGAUGCGUCAAUACGAUCGAUGGUUUUGCAAUGUUCGCUG